AACCCACCCCCACGAAUCCAUCAGAUUUCAUCCAAGUUUCUCAUCUCAUCUGCAUUUCUCUAGAAAACCUAAUUUUCUUCUCCUCCUCCUUCAGAAAAAAAUUCUUAACAAUGGCUUCAAUUGAAGAAACCAACGUCGCUGUUCCUGAAGUGGUUGCAGAUCCAGCACCAGCACCACCACCACCUGCUGAAGCUACUACUGAAGAACAAUCUGUUCCAGCACCAAAACCAAAAGCUGCAAAAGCUAAGAAACCUGCUGCUCCAAGAAAACCUAGGGUUGCUGCUCAUCCAACUUAUUUUGAGAUGGUGAAAGAAGCAAUCACUUCAUUGAAAGAAAGGAAUGGAUCAAGUCAACAUGCUAUUACAAAGUUCAUUGAAGAAAAAUACAGUCAACAUCUUCCAUCAAAUUUCAAGAAGUUGCUUCUCAAUCAACUCAAGAAAUUAGUCGCUGAUGAGAAACUUGUCAAGGUUAAAGGUUCAUAUAAGCUUCCUAGUGCUAAGCCUGCACCCAAGAAAACCACUGCUGCUGCUCCUGCUAAGAAGAAGAAGCCUGCUGCUACUAAAGCCAAGCCUGCCGCUAAAGCCAAGCCUGCCGCUAAAGCCAAGCCUGCCGCUAAAGCCAAGCCUGCUGCAAAAGCCAAGCCUGCCGCGAAAGCCAAGCCUGCCGCGAAAGCCAAGCCUGCCGCGAAAGCAAAGCCAGCCGCGAAAGCCAAGCCAGCCGCCGCCGCUAAGCCAAAAGCUGCUCCAGCAAAGGCGAAGCCAGCAGCCAAGCCAAAAGCCGCACCAGCAGCCAAGCCGAAGCCAGCCGCUGCUAAGCCAAAAGCUGUAGCCGCAAAGCCAAAGGCUAGACCAGCCAAAGCUUCAAGAACUUCAACAAGGACCUCUCCCGGAAGAAAAGCUGCUGCACCAAAACCAGCGCCAGUUACCAAGAAAGCUGCUCCAGCCAAGAAGGCGGCGACCAAGUCAAAGUCGCCAGCUAAGAAAGCCACCCCUGCUAGAAAAGCCAAGAAGUAAGGAUGAGAUGGUGUAAUUUUCUGAGUAGUUGUUUCUGUAAAGUUUUCAAUAGUUGGGGGGUAAUUUCUGGUUCACUAGGAGUAAAAGUCCCAGAAGAAAAAAGUACUACUAUGAAUUUGUAUUAACCGUGGAAGAAUUCUUCUUAAUUUCCAUUUGCUUUUUCCUUUUUUUUUUUUUUUUUUUUUUUUUUUUAUUUUUUUUUCUUAAUGUGUUUUUGAUUGUCCUUGUUUCAAGGGAUUCGAGUCUGUAGAGGUAUUUUCGGGUGCAAGAAAAGAUAAUGGUCUUCACCACAUUGUUUCAGUGGUUUGUUACCUCCAUGAGAAUACUAAUUAGGGCAGCAGGUGUUUUGUCUGUUAUUAUUAGUUAUUAGUAGUGGAGGGCAGGUUGUCAUACGCGUAUCGUUUUCUUUCUGUAAUUGGGUUCAUUCUAUUAUCUACUAUUAUUGUUAACGGA
Papaver somniferum (opium poppy) is the source of this 1466-nucleotide messenger RNA. RefSeq names its product histone H1-like. Gene Ontology annotation, molecular function: nucleosomal DNA binding; double-stranded DNA binding; structural constituent of chromatin. Gene Ontology annotation, biological process: nucleosome assembly; chromosome condensation; negative regulation of DNA recombination. The coding region runs from base 111 to 1013 and encodes 300 amino acids. The transcript has 2 exons. Gene Ontology annotation, cellular component: nucleosome; nucleus. NCBI's taxonomy places the organism in Eukaryota, Viridiplantae, Streptophyta, Magnoliopsida, Ranunculales, Papaveraceae. The record is from RefSeq and is a predicted model, not a curated record.